AAUGUACCCUCCCUAAACAGGUGUUAUUUCCAAAAUAGUGACCGCGUAGGAUUCGAACCGUAGUGCUUUUGUAUUUUUUUUAACAGAAUUUGGGGCCGUGAAUACAGGCUGGAUUUAAGCUGUGAUUAUGAUGAUGUAGGCGUGUGAUAAAGAUGUGAGCACAUGGAUACGCGCUUCCUUACUCAACUGGCUUUGUUUUUUAGCUGAAUGCCUUGUAGGUAUCUACUUGAGCUUUAACUCCGUCCUCUCAUUUGUGAGGGGAACUCUGUACUUGUAAUCAGCUUCCAGUGGCCUUGAAUGCUUGGUCUGGUUUCUGUUUGGAAAAUGAGAAUGUCUCUGUGGGCGGGUGUGGCAGUGGCCUCGAUAAUAUUAGGAUUGGGAGGGGUUGAUGCAGAGCUUUCAGUAGAUUACUAUGGAUUGACAUGUCCGCAAGUGGAGAAUAUCGUAAGAGGGGAGAUCUCUCGUAAGCAGGCUGCCAAUCCCGCCACUGCUGCGGGGCUUCUGCGCAUUUUCUUCCAUGACUGCUUUGUCGAUGGGUGCGAUGCAUCGGUGCUUAUAACUUCGACUGCACAGCACAAGGCAGAGAGGGACGCAGAUAUAAAUUUGUCUUUGUCGGGAGAUGGAUUCGAUGCCGUCACCCGCGCAAAGACCGCGGUCGAAGCGAAGUGCCCGGGCAUUGUCUCUUGCGCGGACAUCAUGGCUAUUGCGACCAGGGAUCUUCUAACUCUGGUUGGGGGACCGUACUAUGAUGUGAAGAAGGGCCGGAAGGAUAGCCUUGUUUCAGACGCAUGGCGAGUGGAUGGUAACAUUCCGCUCACCACCAUGAGUGUUGAUGAGCUUAAUACCCUGUUUGCAACCAGGGGUUUCAAUCAGACUGAAAUGACGGCUCUCUCAGGAGCCCACUCAGUGGGCUUCUCUCAUUGCAAGGAGUUCAUGGCCAGAAUCUACAAUGAUAAUCCCACGGAACAGACCAUUGAUUCUGAGUACGCACAGGGCCUGCAAAAGGUCUGCCCAAAGCAAAACACUGAUCCCAACAUGGCUGCCUUUAACGAUGUUCUUUCUCCCAAUAAAUUUGACAAUGUUUUCUAUCAGAGCCUGAGCAAGCAGCUUGGCCUGCUUGCCUCAGAUCAGAUUCUGUACACAGAUCCACGGACGAGGGGUGUUGUGAACUAUUAUGCCUCCAGCGAGGGGGCCUUUUUUGACGCAUUUGCAGCUGCCAUGGAUAAAUUGGGUAGUUUGAAUGUUAAGACAGGAUUUGAGGGAGAGAUCAGGCGGAGGUGUGAGGCUUUCAAUUGAACCUUGACAUUUUCUGUAUAUAUCUUUUUGUAAUUUGUACAUUGCAUUAUUCUUGACACGAUGGACAAUAAGAGCAUUUCUCAUAUGGUAGAA
This is a messenger RNA of Cryptomeria japonica (Japanese cedar), 1389 nucleotides long. Its product is annotated as peroxidase 31. The record is from RefSeq and is a predicted model, not a curated record. The transcript has 3 exons. The coding region runs from base 298 to 1296 and encodes 332 amino acids. Gene Ontology annotation, biological process: response to oxidative stress; hydrogen peroxide catabolic process. Gene Ontology annotation, molecular function: heme binding; peroxidase activity. Lineage: Eukaryota; Viridiplantae; Streptophyta; Pinopsida; Cupressales; Cupressaceae.